This is a messenger RNA of Dermochelys coriacea (leatherback sea turtle), 5131 nucleotides long. RefSeq names its product elongation factor Tu GTP binding domain containing 2 (gene EFTUD2). The coding region runs from base 1695 to 4451 and encodes 918 amino acids. The transcript is spliced from 28 exons. Gene Ontology annotation, biological process: mRNA splicing, via spliceosome. Gene Ontology annotation, cellular component: cytosol; U2-type catalytic step 2 spliceosome; U4/U6 x U5 tri-snRNP complex. The record is from RefSeq and is a predicted model, not a curated record. Gene Ontology annotation, molecular function: GTP binding; translation elongation factor activity; U5 snRNA binding. Lineage: Eukaryota; Metazoa; Chordata; Testudines; Dermochelyidae.
CUGUCGCCGGCAGCGGCCGCCGGAACGGAAGGCGCGGAGCGCGAGCGUUGGCAUCAUGGACACAGACCUUUAUGAUGAGUUUGGGAACUACAUCGGGCCAGAGCUCGACUCUGAUGAUGAUGAUGAUGAACUGGGCAGAGAGGCCAAGGAUCUUGAUGAGGUGCAGUGAGACUUGCGCAAAAAAAUCUUAAUUUGUAUUUUCACCAAAAUAACAUAAUACUGAAAUGAAGGUUAUUCAUGUCUUAAAUUUUCCUCCUCCUGCUCUAACCUGUUUCUCCUGAAUUUUAAUCCUGACUACAGUUAUCAAUCGAUCUCUGGUGCAAGCUGAAAAGUAACUAUUCCUUCUGUGUCAUUGUCUCCUGUCCCCAGAAAAUGAUUUCUCUCGCUCACAAAAAAAAAAAAAAAACAACACACCACAGCCAACUUACUUAAUGUUUUCAAGGAAAACUUUGAUGUACUAUUAAAUAUUCUGAUUUAGUAGAUUUCUAAAAACAAAGUAUCUAAAAAUAUAAUAAACAUUAAAAAUCUAAUAAAAAGCUACCUCUUGAUAGUAAGAAAAAAACAAGGAAAUUCAGCUUCCACUUGAAUAUGUGAAAAAAUAAGGAACUUUCUCUGUUUUAAGUGAGUUUCCUUGCUGUUGUAUGCAUUCAAAUAGGAGCUCCAUAUCUUGUGUUUUAAAUAAGAUCCUUACACUGAGUCCCUCAUUAUUUUACUCAUAUUUUCUGGUGUCUCCCAUUAAGAGAUGUUAACACCAACACAUGACACUAUUAGUCAUGUUUAAUGCAUGACUGGAAGGUGUUCAGAGAUUAUGAUGAUGAGCUUGGUGUAAGAACAUAGAAUAGAGGACUAUGAGUAGUAUUUAUAUUUAUGAAAACAGAAACAGCCACUGAUAUGUUUAGGAAUGGUGUUGAAAAUUGCUCUUUCACUGUGAAUUCUUUGGUAGAUCUUUAGUGAUCUAAGAAAUUGGAACUAAUCACUGGGUUGUUCCUUUAAAGAAGUAGAGCUCCUAAUGGUGCCAGUAUUUAUAUGUAUAUGCAAAAUAAUCAUUAUUGUACUAGUGAAAUCAUAACUCACACACAUGGGGUUUUGGGGUUUAAUGCACAAGGUUUGGUAGCUGAACUUUGAUGCAGAAGGGGUCCACUGUGUCUCACUACUUGUACUGCCAGCCUUGGGUAUGUUGUGCACAUGGAUAAAGGGUACUGGUAUCAAUUGCUUGCUAUGCAAGCAUCACUUGCAUGUGGCAUUGGUAUCUGUUUUAAAGAUGACCUGCUGUUCAUUGUGGCUAUCUGGAAUGGAUUCAAGGUGGAAAAAUGGCCUCCAAACUGAAAGUAGGGGAGCCCAUCAGAACGUUUUUCUGGACCUCACUUUGAUCGGUGCCUGAUACAGCAAGACUGGGAUCUGCACUGCAGUUGCAUAUAAUCUAGAUUCUAGUAGUAGUUAUGAAGGUCAGAUUCUUUUCCAGCUGUGUCAAUGACUUGAAGUGUGACCAUCAGCAAAUCACCUACCCACUUACUGCCUCCAGUUUCCUAACUGUAAAAUAGGGAUGAUAAUACUGUGGAGUUUAAUGUUUGUAUAGUGCUUUGAGAUCCUUGGAUGGAAAGCUCUAAAGAAUAGCAAAGUAUCGUUCUUGGUUUCAGCUUGAUGAUGAUGAUGAUGACGAUGAUAUAGGAGAUCAUGAUGAAGAUCAUCCUGGAAUGGAGGUGGUACUGCAUGAGGAUAAGAAAUACUAUCCGACUGCUGAAGAGGUUUACGGGCCUGAGGUAGAGACCAUAGUGCAGGAGGAAGAUACACAGCCUCUCACUGAGCCUAUUAUUAAACCUGUGAAAACCAAGAAAUUCUCCCUGAUGGAGCAGACGUUGCCUGUCACCGUGUAUGAGAUGGAUUUCCUGGCAGAUCUGAUGGACAACUCUGAGCUGAUUCGGAAUGUGACCCUAUGUGGGCAUCUCCACCAUGGCAAGACUUGUUUUGUGGAUUGCCUGAUAGAGCAGACGCACCCUGAGAUCAGGAAGCGAUACGACCAGGAUCUUUGCUACACUGACAUACUGUUCACGGAGCAAGAGAGGGGUGUUGGAAUCAAGAGCACCCCGGUAACUGUUGUUCUACCGGACACCAAGGGGAAAUCCUUUCUCUUCAACAUCAUGGAUACGCCAGGCCAUGUGAACUUUUCUGAUGAGGUUACUGCCGGCCUUCGAAUUUCGGACGGAGUUGUGCUUUUCAUUGAUGCGGCCGAGGGGGUUAUGCUGAACACAGAGAGGCUGAUCAAGCAUGCAGUGCAGGAGAGGCUGGCAGUGACCGUGUGCAUUAAUAAGAUAGAUCGGCUGAUCCUGGAGCUGAAGCUUCCCCCCACUGAUGCCUAUUACAAACUCCGACACAUAGUAGAUGAGGUCAAUGGCUUGAUCAGCAUGUAUUCCACCGACGAGAACCUGAUCCUCUCCCCUCUUCUGGGGAAUGUCUGCUUCUCCAGUUCCCAGUAUAGCAUUUGCUUCACGCUUGGCUCCUUUGCAAAGAUUUAUGCAGACACAUUUGGAGACAUCAAUUACCAGGAGUUUGCAAAGCGGCUUUGGGGUGACAUCUACUUCAACCCCAAGACACGAAAGUUCACUAAAAAGGCCCCGACCAGCAGUUCCCAGCGGAGCUUUGUGGAGUUUGUCCUAGAACCCCUGUACAAGAUCCUGGCUCAGGUGGUUGGUGAUGUGGACACCACCCUCCCACGCACUCUGGAUGAGCUGGGCAUCCACCUGACCAAAGAGGAGCUGAAGCUAAACAUUCGACCCCUGCUAAGGCUUGUCUGCAAGAAGUUCUUUGGGGAGUUCACAGGCUUUGUGGAUAUGUGUGUGCAGCACAUUCCCUCCCCAAAGGUGGGAGCCAAGACCAAAAUCGAGCACACCUACACUGGCGGCGUCGACUCAGAUCUGGGGGAGGCCAUGAGCGAGUGUGACCCUGAUGGUCCACUAAUGUGUCACACCACGAAAAUGUACAGCACAGACGAUGGGGUUCAGUUCCACGCCUUUGGCAGGGUGCUGAGUGGGACCAUCCAUGCAGGGCAGCCUGUGAAGGUACUGGGAGAAAAUUACACAUUGGAGGAUGAAGAGGAUUCCCAGAUCUGCACUGUGGGACGGCUCUGGAUCUCAGUGGCAAGAUACCAUAUAGAGGUGAACCGGGUCCCUGCUGGCAACUGGAUCCUAAUAGAGGGGGUGGACCAGCCCAUUGUGAAGACUGCAACCAUCACAGAGCCUAGAGGCAAUGAGGAGGCUCAGAUCUUCCGUCCCUUGAAGUUCAACACCACGUCUGUCAUCAAAAUAGCCGUGGAGCCAGUCAACCCUUCAGAGCUCCCUAAAAUGCUGGAUGGCCUGCGGAAAGUUAACAAGAGUUACCCAUCGCUCACCACCAAGGUGGAAGAAUCUGGGGAGCAUGUGAUCCUGGGGACGGGGGAGCUGUACCUGGACUGUGUGAUGCAUGACUUACGGAAGAUGUAUUCAGAGAUUGAUAUCAAGGUUGCUGAUCCGGUUGUGACGUUCUGUGAGACUGUUGUGGAAACUUCCUCCCUGAAGUGUUUUGCUGAGACCCCCAAUAAGAAGAACAAGAUCACAAUGAUUGCUGAGCCACUGGAGAAGGGACUCGCGGAGGACAUUGAGAAUGAGGUGGUCCAGAUCACCUGGAACAGGAAGAAGCUGGGCGAGUUCUUUCAGACCAAGUAUGACUGGGAUUUGUUGGCUGCCCGCUCCAUCUGGGCCUUUGGGCCAGACGCUACUGGCCCAAACAUUCUAGUAGAUGACACGCUGCCCUCGGAGGUGGAUAAGGCCCUGCUGGGCUCUGUGAAGGACAGCAUCGUACAGGGGUUCCAGUGGGGCACAAGGGAAGGGCCCCUCUGUGAUGAGUUGAUCCGCAAUGUGAAGUUUAAGAUCCUGGACGCUGUGAUUGCUCAAGAGCCGCUGCACCGGGGAGGAGGGCAGAUUAUCCCAACUGCAAGGAGGGUUGUGUACUCCGCCUUCCUCAUGGCCACUCCUCGGCUGAUGGAACCGUACUACUUUGUGGAGGUCCAGGCCCCUGCUGAUUGUGUGUCUGCAGUGUACACUGUGCUGGCCCGGCGGAGAGGUCAUGUGACUCAGGACGCUCCAAUCCCAGGCUCCCCGCUUUACACCAUCAAAGCCUUUAUCCCAGCCAUUGAUUCGUUUGGGUUUGAGACUGACUUGAGGACUCACACGCAGGGACAAGCUUUCUCUCUGUCCGUCUUCCACCAUUGGCAGAUCGUGCCUGGAGACCCCUUGGACAAGAGUAUUGUCAUCCGGCCCUUGGAGCCCCAGCCAGCACCUCACCUGGCCAGAGAGUUCAUGAUCAAGACCAGGCGCAGAAAGGGCUUGAGCGAGGACGUGAGCAUCAGCAAGUUCUUCGACGACCCUAUGUUGCUGGAGCUAGCCAAGCAGGAUGUUGUUCUGAACUACCCCAUGUGACCGUGUUGCCGCAGAGGCUAACCAGAGACUGCUCCAGUGUCUGCCGGCCCAGCUCUUUCCCCCUCCUCCUCAUCGUCCUGCAAACGUCUCCUCCCUUGCAGUCUGGCUGCCCUGGUACUGCAUGUGCUAAGGCCUCAGAAGUAGCCUUACCCAUGAGCUUACAGGCUGUGUGUGUUCAGUUCCUCCCUAGGCCAGGAGUCUGCACUCAAGACCGACACAAUAUGGACAUGGCUGAUAUCACUCUUGGUCCCCUGCACCGUCACUUCCAUUGCUGUGUACAAGUGAAUUUUGUAGCCGCGUGUGGCAGUUCCAGGCCCAAAGGGGUUAAUCCACACCCCUGUUCCCCCAGUGAACAUGGUGUUAGGGUUACCAGGGACAAACUGAAGUUUUGUGCAGGGGUUUCGUGCUGGGUUCAGCCGUCCGCCUGUGCCUCUGAUAAAGCUGGGAGCUGCCACCAAGCUCCUGCAGCCAGUGACGUGCGUAGGCUUCCUGGGGGGGAGACAGAGCCUUUCCUGGGGUGCCCAGGAAGGGGGAUGGCCUGUGUCUGGGGGGUUGUUAGUGACCUUGCAGGGAACGGGUGGCGGGAGUCUGGACCUCCUGACAGUCUGGAUUGUUAUUUCUAUUUUGUACGAGUUUAUUUUUGAGCUUUGUAAAGACUGAAUAAAACCCCUCUCCCCUGG